GGAGCUGCAAGGCUUUCCGCAAGUGCACAACGUGAGCUGGCAGGAGGCGGCGGACGAGGAGCUGCAGGAUACAGGGGCGUCCGAGAUAGCGAAGUGGGUGACGAGGAUGUCCCCGGGUGUGGCGACCUUCAUAGCUGUUCUCUUCAUCGGCUACCUGGUCCUGGGCCUCACAGGGAACUUCCUCACCAUCUUGGCACUUCUCCGCUGCCCCAGGGUCAGGAACGUGACGGCUGCCUUCAUCAUUAGUCUAUGUGUGGCUGACUUCCUCUUCUGCAUACUGGUGCUGCCGUGGGAGGUGUCACGAUUCCUUGCUGGGAAGUGGAUCUGGGGCGAGGGAUGGAUCUGUACGCUCUUCCCACUCCUCAGGUACUGGAAUGUGGCGGUGUCUCUGCUCUCCAUCGCCAUGAUCACCAUAAAUCGGUACAUCAUGAUCGCUCACUUCAGCGUGUACAAGUUGGUGUACCGCAAGGGAUGGAUCGCUCUCAUGAUCGCCUUCUGCUGGGUGUUCGCCUUCGUCAUGCUGCUGCCAACAUUGCUCAGCAAGUGGGGGAGGUUCGGCUUCGACCCGCGCCUGCAGACGUGCUCCAUCAUCGACGAGGAGAACAAGUCGCCGAAGCAGGUGCUGUUUGGUCUCGGGUUCUGCGUGCCAGCAAUCAUCAUCAUCAUCUGCUACUCCCUCAUCUUUUACGUCAUCCAUAAGUCUGAAAAGCGUAUGCGGCAACACAGCUCCCGCAGCGUGAACGGCGCCCACCACGGCCCCUCCCUGCAGCCCCAACCACGCAUGGCGGGCAAGAUGGAGAGAGAGGUGAGGCGGCGGAGGAAUGAGUGGCGGAUAACCAAGAUGGUCCUCAUUAUCUUCAUCGCGUUCCUCAUCACGUACCUGCCCAUCACACUCGUCAAGAACCUGGACAAGACAGUGGACUACCCAGGUCUGCACGUCCUGGGCUACGUGCUUAUCUACGUAUCGUCCUGCAUCAAUCCUGUCAUUUAUGUCAUCAUGAACCGCCAGUACCGACAAGCGUAUAAGACAGUGCUAUUAUGCAAAAGACCCCGCCUUCCCUCUCUCACCUCGUCCCAUACCGAGAUGGACAAGAACGCGCACUGCCACAGGUAUGAGUCCAUCAGGUGCCACAGUUGCAUGUCCCAGGCCAGCCCUCCACCACCAUCACCACCAUCCGCCCCCUCUUCUGACCACCCACACCCUUCCCGCCACUCUCUACACCUGGUUAAUUCUUUUAAGAAAUCCUUUGACUAUUGUCUUCUGGAAAUCGUGGCGUUUAUCAACUUGUUUAGUACCGCGCAAGGCAAACCAGACUGUCCUGACUCCUGUGAGGAGUGCAGGAGGCUUAAGGCGACCCAUAAACUCAAUUGCUUUGAUUGUCAAACAAAGAGGAACACAAAACGAAACACAUUGCUUGCUUUGGAAGUUCUGGCAGACAACAACAUAUCAAAAGAGGUCCGGGAAGAAGACGAGUGCUCUCAGGACUUUGUCGACCACCUCCUUCACCUCGACUCGCCGCAACUCAAACACAACAAAAGGGAAGAAGGUGUGAAAACUCGACUGAGUAAGAAAGCAACCAUCACAACGAAGUCGAGAACUAACACGCCCGAGCUUCUUCGAGUGAGCAAGAUCCCACACAGCCAGAGUAUCGAGACUCUCAAGCCAGCUACUGAGAUGACACCAGUCAGUAUUCAGCAGCGGCCACACAGUGACGGAAGUUACUCUACUGCUGAGCCAAUGAAGUGUUUUGAAGCUGCCAGGUGCCCUCAAGCUUGGAGUCAAAUCACACCAAGCACCAUCCCUCGGACAACACUACUAAAGGCUACUCAGCAUGACUCUCCUGCAUCUUCACAGCAAGGUUUCCUAACGUCUGUGGGAGGAGACUCUGAUUCGGGACACAUUGGUGCUGUUACAGAUAGCUGUUCCAAGAUAGAGAUAACUUCAAGUUCUUCCGAAACACGUUUAGAUACAAAGUCUACAAGUGCUAGUCUUUCUUCCUUAUCCUUCUCUUUCCCACCUGCUUCUCAUUCUUCAAGUUCUAGCAAAAAUCAGUGUGACCGUCCUUUACAGCAUGAACAGAGUUACAUUUCCUCUUCUCAUCCCCGUGUUCCUAAUAUCACUCACUCUACCUCCUUCACGUCUCAUGAGAGUAUAGAGGAAGGCUCUCGGGAUGAGUCAUCCAAACACGCUGAGACACACCAGUAUGGCUUCGAAAACCCGGCGUACCAGGACUAAGUGUUUGCAUGGCCGUGCGUGCACCUUCAUCCUACCAUGCAUAGCGCGGGAAAGCACGAGGCAAGGCGGUAGUGGAGGAGCUCAAUGACAAGACAAUGAUGUCACAGGUUUCUUUCUCUGACGCCGCCGUCAUGCCAGAGUGCCAUGAGCUUCCCGAGGUCUUCGUCGACAAAUGAAGCGUCAC
This is a messenger RNA of Portunus trituberculatus (swimming crab), 2420 nucleotides long. RefSeq names its product G-protein coupled receptor moody-like. The transcript has 11 exons. The record is from RefSeq and is a predicted model, not a curated record. Gene Ontology annotation, molecular function: G protein-coupled receptor activity. The coding region runs from base 107 to 2236 and encodes 709 amino acids. Gene Ontology annotation, biological process: G protein-coupled receptor signaling pathway. Lineage: Eukaryota; Metazoa; Arthropoda; Malacostraca; Decapoda; Portunidae. Gene Ontology annotation, cellular component: membrane.